CACAGAAUCGGAAUCAGGUUUAAUAUCAAUGGCGCAUGUCAUGAAAUUUCUUCACAACCAAGGACAGUUCCAAUGAACUCCAAUACCUUACAAGUUCCCUCACCUGGAACCAAUCAAAUUAGUUAAAUUUACAUUUGAAUGCUUGCGGAUGGACGAGAGGUGUCAAGCCUUAAUUUUUCUGAGGACUGCAUUGCUUCCUUGGCUAGUCUGCUACUCAGAGACUCCCUCUGCAGAACUCGCCCAUCACUACACGCUGAAAGAUGGAGGGGCAGGAUCAAUGGUGUGCAGAUUCCUCACAGAGCUCGGCUGAAACAGCCCCUUAUCGUGACCAUGUGACCAAGCCUGCAGGGAGCCAUGGUGAGGAUGGUGGUGACUGGCAGGUUAAGGCGUGGCCUCAGUACAUCGAGGAACGGCUACAGCGGUUUGAGAAACUGAAGGAAACCUAUGACAAAAUCCUGCAAGGGAGAGUUUUGAAGGAGAGCCGGCCGAUCAAGAUCCGGCUUCCGGAUGGGAAGUUUGUGCAGGGAGAGUCGUGGAAAUCCAGUCCUUAUCACAUCUUCAGAGAAAUCAGCCGGAGUCUGGCGGAGGGGGCGGUGGUGGCCAGGGUGAACGGAGUGCUGUGGGAUCUGCAGCGUCCACUGGAAGGGGAUGCGAACGUUGAGCUUCUGCAGUUCGGCAGUGAGGCAGCAAACGCGGUGUACUGGCACUCCAGUGCCCACGUGCUGGGCGCUGCCAUGGAGCAGCUCUACGGAGGCUUGCUGUGCCGUGGCCCAAACACUGAGAGCGGCUUCUUCUAUGACAUGCACUUAGAAGACAGGCUGAUCCCCAGGAGUGACUUCGCCCAGCUGGAAAGCACCUGCCAAUCGAUGGUGAAGGAGAGACUCCCUUUCGAGAGGGUGGAGGUGCGGAAGGAGGACCUCAUUGAACUCUUCAAGUACAACAAGUUCAAGCUGCGGUUUAUCGAAGAGAAAGUGAUGUCGCCAAUGGCUACAGUUUACAGGUGUGGGUCGCUGGUUGAUUUGUGUCGAGGACCACACAUAAGGCACACUGGCCAGAUCAAAGCUUUCCGUAUUGAGAAGAGUGGGGCUGUGCACUGGGAUGGGAAACCCCACAUGGAGCCUCUGCACAGGAUCCACGGCAUAGCCUUCCCGGAAAACAAGGCUCUGAUCGAAUGGGACCGGUUGCAGGAAGAAGCAAGAAAUCGGGAUCAUCGGAAAAUUGGAAAGGAGCAAGAAUUGUUUUUCUUCCACGAGCUGAGUCCUGGCAGCUGUUUCUUUCUCCCCAAGGGAGCCCACAUCUACAACACUCUCACUGACUUCCUCAAGAAGGAGUAUCGGAAGCGAGGCUUUGUGGAGGUGGUGACUCCCAAUGUGUACAACAAAAGAUUAUGGGAGCGCUCAGGCCAUUGGGAUCAUUACAGCGAGAACAUGUUCUCCUUCAAGCUGGAGAAUGAGACAUAUGCUCUGAAGCCUAUGAACUGUCCCGGGCACUGCCUGAUGUAUAACCACCGCCCCCGCUCCUGGCGUGAGCUCCCGCUGCGACUGGCCGACUUUGGGGUCCUGCACAGGAACGAGUUUUCAGGGGCUCUCUCGGGUCUGGUGCGUGCCCGCCGCUUCCAGCAGGAUGACGCCCACAUCUUCUGUACCCUGGAGCAGAUAGAAGAGGAGAUUAAGGGCUGUCUGGACUUCCUGCAGACUGUUUACCAGGUCUUUGGCUUCAGCUUCCGCCUCUACCUGUCAACACGGCCGGAGAAAUUCCUGGGAGACGUCGCCAUCUGGGACCAGGCGGAGAAGCAGCUGGAGAGGAGUCUGCAAGACUUUGGCCUGCCCUGGGAGCGAAACCCAGGAGAUGGAGCCUUCUACGGCCCCAAGAUCGACAUCCAGAUUAAGGAUGCAAUUGGUCGCAAUCACCAGUGUGCCACUAUCCAGCUGGACUUCCAGCUCCCAAUCAGAUUUGACCUCAGCUACAUCAGCAAAGAUAGCAGCAAUGCCAAGAGACCUGUGAUGAUUCACCGUGCUAUCCUCGGGUCGGUGGAGCGGAUGAUCGCAAUCCUGACAGAGAACUACGCGGGAAAGUGGCCACUCUGGCUAUCGCCCUCGCAGGUCAUGGUGAUUCCCGUUGGCAACAGCACUGAAGAUUACGCACACCAGGUACACCAGCAGCUUGUGGAGGCCGGCUUCAUGGCGGACAUCAGCUCCGAUCCUGGAUCCACGCUGAACAGGAAAAUCCGGAGCGCACAGUUGGCACAGUACAACUUCAUUCUGGUGGUGGGAGAGAAGGAGAAAUCCACUGGGACAGUCAAUAUCCGCACCAGGGAUGGCAGACAGCAUGGGAUGAGGGAUCUCUCGGACACCGUACGGAGACUGGCUGAGCUGAAGGAGUCACGGUGCAGGAGUGCAGAGGAGGAGUUUUAACCACGUGCUGGGAUGGUAGUGUGAGACUCUCUCACCUUCGAUGCAUGCAGCUCAUCCCCAGGCGUGACUACCCUUCCAGCAAGGCUGCUGAUGUCGUUCCUCCCCUCGGUUCUGUAAUGCUGGUCUCAGUUUGCUUGGGCCUCUUGACGAAGAGCUGCAUGCCCUCAGGAGACUCAGGAGGAGCUGGUUCUGUGUAGGAAUGUGGGGCGUGAUAGAUGGGAGAGCUGGACCAGGGGUGAUAAGGGAGUGUCACAGGGUCAGAUAUGCACCAGCCCCCCCCCUUUUAUGUUGUUCCACCUGCUUCACCAUAACAAAAAUCCUGUGCAAGUGGGCCACAUCAGCGUUCCUCAGUGCCUCCCCCCACCUCCCCGACAUGCCAACGCUUCCUCACUUGGCAUCUCCUCAGCCUCAAGUUACCUUUCUUCAGCCUGACCAUCUAACUGCAGUUUGAACCCUGCCAGGGGCAGGAGACGCACUGAGUGUGGACCAGGCAGAAAGGGCAGAUGCCGGAUCAUUUGUGACAGUAGAAUCUGUACACCAGUGCCCUGACACAGAUGGGAUUUGUUUUCUUUGAAAACUGCCUGUUGUUAAUCCUGGAGAGACAAACCCUAGCGUUGGGUUUUGACUCGAUACUUUGACUGUUUUCUCCCCCCUCUCAGAUGCUGCUUGACUCACUGAGUUCCUCCAGCAGUUUUAAUUCUGCCUCUUCCUUUCCCCGUAAAGAUUCUAGCACUCCGAGUCAGUUCUUGCCCCGUGACAAUCAGAGCGGAGAAAAAUAAUUAAUAAUUGAACUGGGUUUACGUCUCUGUUUCUCUACCCGAGUUAGUGUGGGUGACUGCGUGUUCUUGGGUGUGGAUGCUGAGUUUCUAAGAAAGGUUACGUGUAUAACACACACAGAAUGCUGGAGGAACUCGGCAGGUCAGGCAGCAUCUGUGGAGAUGAAUAAAUAGUCGAAGUUUUAGGCUGAGACCCUUCAGAACAUCAGAUUAUUUGUUUAAUCUGCGUCUGUGACCACAUCUGUGUAGAUUCACGUAUAGUAUGUGUCUUGUCAAUGUUUGCAUCACCUGCCUCAGUGUGAGUGUGUUUGCAUGCAUCACGCUGUGCGUGUGUAUAUAUAAAGAUUUUUUUUCUCACCCCUUAUGGGCGGUAUGUACGUUUGUAUAUGUAUUUUUCCCUCAAUCCCUGGUCGUCUUUCAGAGGCCUUGGAGCUUGAGGGUUUGGUGCAGUACCUUGCUGUUCCUAGUAGUGCCCUCUUCUAGACAGAGAUCUCAGAUGUUGUUCCAGGGAAUUACUGGUUCCGGGAUUUGUUGGAGCCGCUCCCCCAGUCCAGGAGUCACGGCUGGCUUUAACCUUCCACAUCCUUUCAAGCCCUGGUAUUACUCCAGCUUCUCAUACUCUUUCUUCCUGAUGUUACUGUUAUUCAGGAUUGACGCAUCUAUUACUAUUGUUUCUUCGUAUUUCUUGUCCAGUCUUACCAUGUCUGGUUGGUUGGCCAGUAUCUGCUUAUCAGUCUGUAUUUGGAGGUCCCACAGGAUCUUAGCUCUCAUUGUCCACCACCUUCUCAGGUGUUUCCCAUUGAACUUGGGAGUGUCCAAUCCAUACUCAAUGCAGAUCUUCCUGUACACAAUUCCUGCAGCUUGGUUGUGCUGCUCAGUGUAUGCUGUCCCUGCUUGCAUAUUGCAGCCUGCUAUUAUGUGCUGGAUGGUUUCAGUGGAUUCUUUGCAGUCUGGAUCUUGGGUCUUGUCUGGUGUGUUAGACCCCUGCUUCUAUUGCUCUUGUGCUCAGUGCCUAUUCUUCUGCAGCUGUGAACAGCCCUUCUGUGCUGUCCCUCAGCUCUGCCAUUUCCAGCCAUUCGUAGGAUUUUCUUAUGUCAGCCGCCUCUGAUAUCUGGCGAUGGUCCAUCCCGUGCAGUGGCUUGUCCUGCCAUUGGUUCUGGUUCUCGAGCUCUGCUUCACCCACUUCCAUUUCCAUGUCCCCUGCCUGCUGUCUGGGGUAUUUUCCUAGCAGGUCGUCUUUAAGGGCCAUCUUCAUGACAUACUCAUAGAUGUUUCACAUUUCUUCCAGGACCUUGACACUUCCAAGUCUCCGUCCUCUUUUAUUCCAGCGGGUGUACAGUCAUUCAGUGGUGGACUUUGGAUGGAAUCCACCAUGUAUUAUUGGUUUCCAGGUCUUGAUGUCAGCAGCUUCCAGUUUGUUCCUUGGCCAGUAUACUAGUGCAGCUGUAUAUCUAAUGACUGCUAGGGUGACUAUGUUGAUGGCUCUGAUCUUGCUUUCCUAUUCAGCUGUUUUUUUUUUUAGGGCCUGUAUCACUCUCAUGAAGUACUUGGAUGUUGCACCCUUCUGUGUGUUCUAAUCAUGGCUUCCAUACGCCUGCAGGAUCCCCUGUCCUGUACAUCUGAUAUUGUGGCCUUCAGGUAACUUGACUCCUUCAGUCUUGAUGAGUUUGCCUCUUUUCACUACCAUCCAGCUGCACUUUUCCAGUCCAAAUGAUAUCCCGAUGACUCUGCUGUACACCCUUGUCAGGUGGAUUAGUGUGUCAAUGGCUCUUUCAUUUCUGGCAGACAGUUUGAUGUCAUCCAUGUACAGGAGGUGUCUGAUAGUCACUCCACUCUUGAACCUGCACCCAUAUCCACUAUUUGAGAUGAUCUGGCUGAGGGGGUUCAGGCCUAUGCAGAACAGCAGAGGGGAGAGUGUAUCACCCUGGUUUAUUCCACACCUGAUGGACAUUUGUGCUGUUGACUUAGAGUUAACAUCUAGCAUUGGCCUCCAAUGGCCCAUUGAGUUCUUGAUGAAAGUCCUGGUGUCUUGUUGACCUUGUGCAGAGACAGGCACUCCAGGAUCCAUGUGUGGGGCAUUGAGUCGUAUGCUUUCCGGUAAUUGAUCCAGGCUGUGCUUAGUUUAGUUUGUCUUGUCUUGGAGUCUCGCAUGACUGCUUUGUCCACCAGUACUUGGUGCUUGGAGACUCUGGUUCCAUUACCAAUCGCCUUCUGAGCGGGGCUCAGGAAUUUACACACAUGUUCCUUCAGCUUGGUGGCUAUGAUGCCUGACAGGAGCUUCCAUGUUGUUGACAGGCAGAUUAUAGGACAGUAGUUUGAUAGAGUUGCUUCUUUGUGAGGAUCCUUAUUUAUGAAUACUGUACUGUCCUUCCUUGAGUUAGCCAGCCAGAGUACUAGCCUGUUUCAAGCAGCUGAUUAAUUUGAGCUGCCUGCAGUGUAUGUAAUGCUGUCAGUUUCUUCAGCCAAUAGAUGUGGAUCAUGUCAGGCCCUGGUGAUGACCAGUUCUUCAUACUUGCUACCUGUUGCUGCACAUGUAUUGCUGUGAUGGUGACUGGUUCUUCCUCGAAAGUUGCAGAGCCUUGCUUGUAGGUCUUUUGGCCACUGGGCACUGCUGUUAUGUGAUGCUUCUCCCUCACAUAUACUCUUCCAGUACUCCUCAGUUACUGUUCAAGUACUGGCAUGUUGUCACUCUGAAAGCUGUGCUUUUCCUGGUUCUAUGGAGAAGUGUGCAUUUAUUCUCUUGGCCUCUGCAUCCUUAGUGUACCUUUGCCGUCUGGUAGCCCGAGCUGUUAACCCUUGCUUGGCAGUUUUCAGGGCUUCGGCUAUGGACAUGCGUCUGUAGCCGAGAUGAGUCUUUGCGCAGCUCAUUUAGUCUGCUGACUUCUGCCAUUGUGGUUUUCAUCUCAGCUUCCAAUCUUUGUGGGGAAGGGGGGUUUUGACAGUAUUCGUUUUGUAGCUCAGCAUUUCUAGAACAACUGCUGCCCGAUGCAUACAUCAGGUUAUUGUUCUCAGUUAAGUUGGAGGUUGCAGUUUUGAGUAGUGCUUCAUUAGCUGCUUCUAGCAUGCUGUCUGAUGUAAUUUUAUCACGAAGGCUGGGGAGCCUAAUUCAUUGAUUGACAGUCGUCAGUUUAGCCAUGAUCUUCUCGCCGACUGCAGCAGCCGGCAUUGAUAUUCCCCAAGAUGAGGUUUGAACGUGCAUUUCCCGUGUGCGAGGCAAUGAUAUUACCUUUGCACCACCUGUGAGUUGUGGAGGUGGGGUUUGAACUCGUGAUUCCUCAUCGGCUCGGUUCUGCGGUGAUGUUGCGGUAGUGCGUCGUGAUCGUACGUCCAAUUCAAGAUGUGAUAGCGAUCCUCUGUUGACAGUGUUUGCUCACUGGGUAACCAGCAGUCUUCGUUGUUGCCAGAGGCACACGUGUGCUUGGUGCAUCCUCUUUGUCAUGUGGGUUGCUGUUAAAAUAGUAUUCCAUUAAUUUCAUGUUUUCCUGUCUCGUCCAUUUAUAUGCGUGUGUGUGUGUAUAGGCAGAUUCAGGCACACCAUCCCCUGCUUGGUCUGUCUGCACUCUGGACUGAGUGUGGUCGGAAUAUCCCUGAGCAGUGGUUGGAGUAUUCCUGUGCAGUGCUACUACAGACAUGGGAUGGUAGGAUUGGGUUAUCCGUAAGAAGCGCAGGCUGAAAUUCCAACCGGGAGAGGUGAACGCUGGGCAGAAUUGUGAUGUAUAGAACGUCUCAAAUAAAAGUGUCUGGGCAAAAAUCAGUUAACAUUCUAAGUCAGUAACUUUACAAACCUGUCAGAAAGCACUGUGUUCAGACGGUGGUGGGUAUCCCUGGAGCCAAGCGCAUCCCACUGGAACACUGCUGGUGUCCAUCACGUGACUCUACACAGUCAAACCACAGCCAUCGCAGCUGGACUCAGGUUGCUUUGUUCAAGCGUGUGUCGUUCUGUCACCGUGGGAGGGGCGGUGAGGCGGGGUCACACCGUGGGAGGGAUGGUACUGAUGGAGGA
Molecule: messenger RNA, 7193 nt
Organism: Mobula hypostoma (lesser devil ray)
Lineage: Eukaryota; Metazoa; Chordata; Chondrichthyes; Myliobatiformes; Myliobatidae
Product: threonine--tRNA ligase 1, cytoplasmic-like
Exons: 21
Coding region: 261-2414 (717 amino acids)
Biological process (GO): threonyl-tRNA aminoacylation
Cellular component (GO): cytoplasm
Molecular function (GO): ATP binding; threonine-tRNA ligase activity
Source: RefSeq, a predicted model, not a curated record